Molecule: messenger RNA, 1444 nt
Organism: Bombina bombina (fire-bellied toad)
Lineage: Eukaryota; Metazoa; Chordata; Amphibia; Anura; Bombinatoridae
Gene: CIMAP1D
Product: outer dense fiber of sperm tails 3 like 2
Exons: 4
Coding region: 1-1290 (429 amino acids)
Cellular component (GO): cytoskeleton
Source: RefSeq, a predicted model, not a curated record
AUGGAGUAUAGCGAGGAAUCAGUUACUUCUUUAGAUACCAGAGUAGUGAAAGAAGGGAAUAAACUGGUGUUUGAUCUAUACAACAAAGAAACAGAUAGAAACACACUGCUUAGCUAUGAGAGCUUUCAUCCCAGAGGGCUAGUCAAUUCUCUACCAAAAAGCCAAUUAUUAAGGGUGGAUAGAAUAGUAACUGACAUCAACACCAAGGAGUUAAGAAUGAAAGAAAUGCAACAGAAAUUCCUUAAUAGGGGCUAUCCUAAAGAUCUGAUUAGCAAGCAAACGUUAAGUGUUAAGGAGAGUAAACCCAUUAAAAAGAAGGGUAAACCAGACGAUAGACUAGUCUUGGUCACACAGUUUAAUCCCAAUAGUCAGGAAAUCUCACGUAUAGUAAAAAGACAUUGGCACAUUCUGAAAGAAUGUAAUAAGGAUAUGGAAGUUUUCAAUAAUCCCCCACUAAUGGCAUAUAAGAGAGUGAAAAAUCUUAGAGAUCAGCUAACUAGUACAGAUGUAGGGUCAAAGAAGAAAGAGAGGCAGGUAUUUCUGAAUAAAAAGAAUUUGGGAUGCUUUCCCUGUUUAGGCUGUCCAGGUCCUGGACGUUACCAGCUCCCACCUACUGUGGGUUUUGUGGGCCACGAUUACACCAAAUUCUCCAGCCCAGCGUAUUCCAUCCAUGGGAGCCAUUCUGACCAUCAGAAGGAUUGCAGCCCUGGGCCUAGAUAUUAUGUAGACCCAAGUCUUACACGUUUUGGCCGCAGUGCUGGACCUGCCUAUUCCAUGUUGGCUAGAGGGAAACCUGAAGAUAAGAAAAUAGUGACUCCUGCACCUGGAAUUUACAGCCCUGAGAAAUGCUUAAUCCCCACACACCCCAGGGCCCCAUCUUUCUCAAUAGGCUCUCGUACACGGUAUCGCACAUUGGAUCAGGUUCCUGCUCCCAACAAGUACACACUGCCUUCGUUGAUAGGACCAAGGGUUCCAGGAAAAUCCUCUAACCCUGCCUGUAGUCUUGCAGGGCGAACCCAGCAUGGAGGGCAUGCCGAGGAUUUGGCUCAAACUCCUGGCCCAGCUCACUAUCAAUCACCUGAAACCAGUAGCUACUUACGGAGGGGACCGGCUUUCUCAAUGCUGGGGAGACAUCCAGCCAAAGCUAUGAAUGGAGAAGUCAUUGUACCAGGGCCAGGCUCCUACUGCCCUGAAAAGGUGGCAAAUCAUAGAAACCGAGCUCCUGCUUAUUCAAUGGGUAUCAGACACUCAGAAUACGUUACCCCCCUUAUUAUUAAUGUGUCAGACUGAUUUAUCUCUUCCUAUACCACUAUCUUCCACCUACUCUACAUUCUCUACUUCUCUUCCUGCACACUAAUAGCUGUUACUUAAGCUUUUGUGCAGCAGACAAGAAGAUCCUCAUGAGAAAUACUCAUAGUUUGUCAAUAAAGCUUAUUAUUGUUAA